Messenger RNA from Pogonomyrmex barbatus (red harvester ant), 776 nucleotides. It is a transcript of the gene sls, whose product is annotated as sallimus. Gene Ontology annotation, molecular function: protein kinase activity; protein binding. NCBI's taxonomy places the organism in Eukaryota, Metazoa, Arthropoda, Insecta, Hymenoptera, Formicidae. The record is from RefSeq and is a predicted model, not a curated record.
AAUUUGUUUUUUUAAAUCGUUUGUAGCUAUUCCGUCACCACCUACUGCUCCGUUAGAGAUGAGACAAAUUGCGGCUAACACGAUGGUAAUCGAAUGGGGUAGACCUGAAUCAGAUGGCGGUGCACCCCUAGAGGGUUAUAAAAUCGCUAUCAGAGAUGCAAAGAAAACUAUGUGGAUGGAAGUGGGAAGAGUUAGCGCAGACAUUCAAAAACUUAACAUUAGAGACUUACAAGAGAAUCAUGAAUACCUUGUGAGAAUCUUUGCACGAAACGAGAUCGGAUUCAGCGAUCAUUUGGAAUCGGAAGAAUCUUUUAAGAUUGUACCGACCUCGGAACUAUCGUACGUGGAACCAAUUGCAGAGGCUAUGGAUAAAGGUGAAACCGCAUCAAUCAGCUUUAGCACAGAAAACACAAGUUCAUGGUUACGAGAACACAAUAUGGAUGCCGAUAUACAUUCAUAUGCGAGAGCGAGAUUACUUAGGAAAGACGAGUACUUUUUCCGCAUUUGGCAUUAUGCUAAAAAGUUAUUUGAAUAAGCAUUUCUAAACUUUACAUAUAAUUAUGAAUUUUUUAUUAUAAAAUAGUCGGAGAUAUCUCAUAUUGGUUGAUUUUAUCCGCAUUUAUAAUUUUAUUCUUUAUUCUUUUUUUUCGAACAUUAUACAUUUAAUCAAUGUAACCUCUGACUCUUCAAAUCAAGUAAUGACAAUCGUAUCUAUUAAUCGGUCCUGUAUAAAAUCGAGAGUUAUAUAUCAAUAAUUAUAUACAUAAAAACUAAAA